This is a messenger RNA of Episyrphus balteatus (marmalade hoverfly), 1498 nucleotides long. RefSeq lists its product as uncharacterized. The coding region runs from base 137 to 1420 and encodes 427 amino acids. The transcript is spliced from 10 exons. Lineage: Eukaryota; Metazoa; Arthropoda; Insecta; Diptera; Syrphidae. The record is from RefSeq and is a predicted model, not a curated record.
AUUUAUUAUUAUCUAAAGCUUCAAUUUUUAAGGUCGAAGUAACCUUGAAUGUCAGAAUUAGGACACCUAAAUUUAAUUUCGUGUUUUUUUUUUUUAAUUUUGUAUACAAAAUCAAGCUUUUCGUUUGAUGUGAAUUAUGGAGAGUUUCGAUGAGUUUCGUCAAAAUCUAAAUCAAAGGCCUACAAAUACAAGAAGUUCUCUGAUUGAGCAUCAGCCAAGACACAAUGAAUUUUCAAACUAUGAUCCCCAAUUCAACACUCCGUCCGAGGAGCCUUCAUUACGAUAUAUUCCACAAGGAUCAUCACUAAGAAGCUAUAAUUAUUCUGGACGACCUUUUAAUUUAUCUGACUUCAAAUAUGAGAACGAUACGGCCUUCGAACCUCGAUUUGAUAAUGUUUCAACGUUUUCCCAAAUGAAUGAUUCCAAUAUGUAUGAGGUUCCCAGACAUGAGCAUCUGUUAAGGCCUGAAUAUUCCUUAUCAAUACCAAACUUUCAUCAAAAGAAUGAUGCUGCAAGAAAUAAAGCCAGAGAAUUCUUUGUACCAUAUGAAGAAUCUGGAAGAACUUUCAAUUUGUCAGAAUUUGCAACAAAUAAUUCAAAUAUUUUACAGCUUCCUCAUGAUAUUUCUAGCCAAAUUCCGAUCCCAUCAAAUACAAUACCUAUAAGACCCUGUUCAACAAGUACCAAUGGAACCAUGUUGAGGGAUCGUUUUGAAGCUUCUCAGUGUCAAUAUAAGGAAAAAGUUGAACAAAAGUUAAGACUUCCCACUCCCAUAUCAAACAAAAAUCCUCUCUUUGAAACUAUGGUUAAGGACAACUAUUUUCCUGGAAUGAUUGUUGACUCUGUCAAUGGUCAAAUUGACUUCAAUAAAAUAGCUUUUGAUGCAGUUUUUCAUUGUGAAAACAUUCCAUCGGAAAUUGAGCAGGACAUGGUUCCCAUGUCCCUGUUAGAAGCAUUCGAUUUGCGAAUUAAAUAUGAGAAGGACUUGAGAGAUGAUCUUGAAAGACGAAAAUUCUUCUGUUCUGAAGAAUUUAAAAAAGAACAAACAAAAUCUACUACAGGAGUUGUUGAAGAAACUUCUGAAAAUGUCACUUAUUGGAAACAUCGAGACGAAUUAAAAUUAGCAAGUACAAUUGAUAUUGAUUUGAUGUCAAAAGUUUCCGAAUUUCCUGAAACUCCUCUGACAGAAGCAAUUAAUUGUCUCCUCAAAGCUGAAAAAAUAAGCAAAUAUGAUAGAAAUGUUCAUCUUGCUGAAGAAGCUAUUCGAACAGCUUCAAAUGGACAGGAAGAACUUGCCGCUUUGAAAUCAACUUGUUCAUUUAAACUCGAUCUACAAAAGGACGAAACAAAAACAACCAAUACUUUUGAACCAUUGGCAAUAAUAAGCUAUAUUGGUACAACAAAGCCAAAUUAUGAAUGAAUGAUAAAUCAAAUAAAUUUAAAUUAAUUAAAAGACAAAUUUAUCUAUAAAUUUCAUGUGUAUAAAAAUUAAUGUUAA